UUGUGCAGGCCCACUACGGCACGCCGAGGUGUCGCUAAUUGUCCGCGUCGCGGGUGUUGGCUGCCAGACUGCGCUAUGCGCGAUCUUACCCAAAGAGUACCUAGGUAUUAUUCUCGCCAGGCAUCACCAGGCGACUCACUCAACUCUUUCCCAUCCUGCAUUCUCUGCCGAAUCGUCCAACGCAUUCCUACCGACGUCGGUCGAUCCUUCGUAUUUGCACCAAGCUUCGUGUCUGGUCCGCGCAGCGCAUCAACGACUGGGACCGGAGUUCCCAAUCAAGGUGCGCCGGCAUUGAGUCGUCGCUUACGUUUAGAUCUUGAUCCCUUUGUUUGGCCAUUCCUCCCGCCACGAUGGCUAGGCCAGAUUCCCCAAUGGACGACUCCCCGCUCUCCUCAAUGUCCUCCUCCGAAGACGAAUUCCCCGACGAGGUAACCGAGGUCAUGGACGAAGGGCCGCCGGCGAAGCGCAUAAAGACGAUUGCGCGAUCCAACACUCCCUCGGCAGUGGUCCAUGACACAGAAGCAGACGCUGACCCGCUUGAGGGCAUGUCUGAUGUUUCCUCCGAUACCGACGGGGAUGUCCCGAGCUCACCAACCAAUGCGCGGCCGGAUGAGGACGACCAUCAGGAGCAGAUCACCGUCUGCGCAUGGGAAGGGUGCAGGGCUGGGGACAUGGGAAACAUGGACAGACUCGUCGAGCAUAUCCACAACGACCAUAUCGAGGGCCGGCAAAAGAUAUACACAUGUGAAUGGGUCGGCUGCUCGAGGAAGAGCCUUCCGCACGCUAGCGGCUACGCACUGAAGGCGCAUAUGAGGAGCCACACACGGGAGAAGCCUUUCUACUGCUACCUACCCGAAUGUGACCGCGCGUUCACAAGAUCUGACGCCCUCGCCAAGCACAUGCGAACAGUGCACGAGACCGAAGCGCUGCGACCGUCCGACCCGGUCCCGAAGAGCAUGCAAGGCGCCGGCGCUGGAGGAAAAUCGAAAAAUCUGAAGAUCAUCAUCAAGACCCCACAGUCGCAUGCCGCCGGCCACGACGAUGCCACAGAUGAUGGCAGUGCCGGCGACGAGUCCUCUGGGGACAUGUUCACGCCAUUAACAGAAGACCAAGGGUUCACACCCAGGGAACUUUCAAUGGCACUCGAACGGCUUAUGAGGCUAUGCCGAUUGCAAGUGAAAUGGGCCGAGCAGGAAGGAGAGAGGCUGCGGAACGAGUGCAAGCGGUGGGAAGAGCUGUACAGGCAGGAGUGGCUCGAGAAGGAAGUGCUGCUCGACCAGGUGGUGCAGAGCGAGCAGGCGUGGCUUCGACGGCGACAAGCGGUGCUUGCGGCAGAGGCCGACGCUGUCGUGGCUCCCGUGGAGUCGAAGGAAAGCUCGUAGUGUUGGAGGUUCGAGGUAUUUACCCCUUGCUGAUGCCAGGUAUCUGCAGAGGUGGGAUGGUCUGCUCCUGGGACCUGGGACGGGAACCGGGACAGGUGUCUGUUAUGAUUCCAACGAGGAGUUACGGGAUGGCGCAGGCAGGGACACAGGGCAAACAU
Molecule: messenger RNA, 1540 nt
Organism: Chaetomium strumarium
Lineage: Eukaryota; Fungi; Ascomycota; Sordariomycetes; Sordariales; Chaetomiaceae
Exons: 2
Coding region: 351-1382 (343 amino acids)
Cellular component (GO): nucleus
Source: RefSeq, a predicted model, not a curated record